Messenger RNA from Penicillium lagena, 1617 nucleotides. RefSeq lists its product as uncharacterized. Lineage: Eukaryota; Fungi; Ascomycota; Eurotiomycetes; Eurotiales; Aspergillaceae. Gene Ontology annotation, molecular function: protein serine/threonine phosphatase inhibitor activity. Gene Ontology annotation, biological process: regulation of mitotic metaphase/anaphase transition; cellular response to glucose starvation. The transcript has 5 exons. The coding region runs from base 1 to 1617 and encodes 538 amino acids. The record is from RefSeq and is a predicted model, not a curated record.
AUGGCCGAACGCCACCAUCCCCGUGAAGGCUCCGACACCUCCCUCAACCAUAGUGUGCCAUCAAACCGUUCUAGCACUGACUCCCGCUCCCCCUCCGCGUCCACAAGGAGCCAACCAGUCCGCAUGUCUGCGCCAAACCACCAGCACCGCCAGAGCUUGAGCGAGACGCUACGCGGACCGCCAGGCUCUCCGCGUGCGCGGCGCCAGCCCUCGUUGACACAGUCAGCCAUUCAGAGCUUGAUCGAUAACCCCCCUCCCCCGAAAACGACCGACCCUGCGUUUCUGGACCGCGACUGGGGAGAGAUCUCGAUCGGCGAGCUCGUAAGGCCGGACGACCUCAAGUUCGUCGAGUUGGAUACGGGGAUUGAAGAGGCUACCAAUAUAUUGAUUGAUACCGGCGCACCGGUGUUGCUCAUCCGCAAGACUCCACAAGAUACCUCUGCUGUGGGCACAUUCGACUAUGCAGACCUCAACUCGUACUUGCUGUUGGCAGCAGGAUUGACAGUCCCUGACGAGUCACACCGCUCCUCAUACGAAGAAUUGGCCAACAAGGCCCGCGAAGGGGUGAAGAUCCCUCUUUCGGAUGUCAAGUGCUUGGGCAUGGAGAAGGAGCCAAUGGUUACCCUUCCGGCCUCAGCGAAUGUUAUGAAAGCAGUCGAAACAUUUGGAGGAGGCGUGCACCGGGUGGUGGUGACGAAGGAGUCCAACGACAACGAGGUGGUUGGCAUUUUCAGUCAAUUCCGGCUGGUCAAAUUUUUGUGGGAGAAUGGUCGCAGCUUUCCGAUUAUUGACCAAUUAUAUCCGCAAGCUCUGCGGGAUCUACGCAUAGGGUCCCACGAUGUGAUUUCUAUCAAUGGAGAUAAACCUUUAUGCGAGGCCCUUCAGACGAUGAACAGUGAAGGGGUAUCAUCCAUCGUGGUCGUCGACAACCACUUCAAUGUGAUUGGAAAUAUCUCUACUGUGGAUGUCAAGCUUCUGACGCGCUCAUCAUCACUGCCACUACUUCACAACACUUGCAUACAUUUCAUUUCAGUCAUUCUGUCUACACGGGGAUUGGUCGAAGGCAAGGACUCAUUCCCAGUCUUCCACGUAAAUCAAGGCUCGACGCUGGCACAUACAGUCGCGAAACUCGUUGCGACUCGAUCACAUCGGCUGUGGGUGACUGACCCAUUGUCACCAUCCUCGUCCGGCCCUCCAACUCCCUCUCAUUCUGCAGCACACGUCCCUCUGGCUAUGGGCCCAACAAGCCAGUCUCACGGUACAUUGUCGCCUCCAGCAUCCCCUCUUCCUCCCAGCAUGAACCCCCCCACACAACCUCCAAACUAUACGACCCCCCACCUGCCAAGCCCCCCGCAGCCCUUUACGAGUACGAAUUCGCAUUCUCCAAUCCCGACCUCCAUCCCCGCCUCGGCGUUGCCCGGCGCCUCUCUGUCUGGACGGCUGGUUGGCGUGGUCAGCCUGACAGACAUUCUCAAUCUGCACGCGCGAGCGAGUGGGCUCAGCCCCGCGGACCCUGCAGAGACUCGAAGCCGCCGCCGCCGCAGCAGUUCAUCCAGCUUAACCAUGCAACGCAGUGGCGAUGUUGGUCGUGAAAUGUUUAGCCGGGGUGGAAUGUAA